UGUCUGAGCCCGUUUCGAUGCUCCGCCUUGUUAUUUAUUUAUUUCGUUUUCAUUUGUGGGGUAUAUUUUCAUAUAUCCAUAUAUCUCGGUUAUUGAAUGACAUUCGAUUCUGACACAUAUAUGCCUAAAAGCAAAGCCCUGAAAAUGGAUGAUCUGGACUACAUCCCAGCGGACUUGAGCCCGGAUGAGCGCUCUGAGCUGGAGGAGAUCCGGCGCAGGAAGGGAGCUCUGAUUCUGGAGAUCCAUAGACUGAAAGAAGAGCUGAGAGAAGCGAUUAUAGAGGUGGAGGGACUGGAGACCAGCACAGAGGGCAGCAAAACUUUACAGAAAAGUCGACAUGUGGCCAUGGGGAGGAAAAAAUUCAACAUGGACCCAAAAAAGGGCAUUGUAUUCCUAGUGGAGAAUGAGCUGCUCAGACACACUUCAGAGGACAUUGCUCAGUUUCUGUACAAAGGAGAAGGACUCAAUAAAACUGCAAUAGGAGACUAUCUUGGUGAAAGAGAUGACUUCAAUAUUAAAGUAUUGCAGGCCUUUGUUGAUCUUCAUGAAUUCACAGAUCUGAACUUGGUACAAGCACUUCGGCAGUUUCUGUGGAGUUUCCGGUUGCCAGGCGAGGCUCAGAAAAUUGACAGAAUGAUGGAGGCAUUUGCUCAGAGAUACUGCCACUGCAAUCCUGGAGUUUUCCAGAGCACAGACACCUGUUAUGUGCUGUCAUUUUCCAUCAUCAUGUUGAACACUAGUCUGCACAACCCAAAUGUGCGGGACAAGCCCACAGUGGAGCGCUUCAUCAGCAUGAACAGAGGCAUCAAUGAUGGGGGAGAUUUACCAGAGGAGCUGCUUAGAAAUCUAUAUGACAGCAUUAAGAACGAGCCCUUUAAGAUCCCAGAGGAUGAUGGGAAUGACCUGACACACACUUUCUUCAACCCUGACAGAGAGGGCUGGCUCCUCAAACUGGGAGGUCGCGUGAAAACAUGGAAGAGACGGUGGUUUAUUUUGACUGAUAACUGCCUUUAUUACUUCGAGUACACAACAGAUAAGGAGCCAAGAGGCAUCAUUCCAUUGGAGAACCUGAGUAUCCGUGAGGUUGAAGAUCCUAGGAAGCCAAACUGUUUUGAGCUGUACAUCCCUAAUAACCGUGGGCAGCCGAUUAAAGCUUGUAAGACUGAGGCUGAUGGGAGAGUUGUGGAGGGAAAUCACAUGGUGUACCGGAUCUCAGCCCCCACCCCAGAGGAAAAGGAUGAGUGGAUCCACAGCAUCAAGUCUGCUGUGAGUGUGGACCCCUUCUACGAAAUGCUUGCAGCCAGGAAGAAACGUAUUUCCCUCAAGAAAAAGGAAGCGCAACCUUGAAACAUCUUCAAUCCUCCCUUCUCCUUCCAUACUCUUACACAUCCUUUACUCCAGUAGAAGACAAACUCCCUCCAUUCUCAAACUCUUCCAUGUUUCAUUGAGGUAGCACUUUUCCUGUCACCAGAAGGAUCCGUUAUGCCUGUUUUAAGGAGAGAUGGAUGUCAUCAGGAAUUCAAUCUUUGGUCUGGCCUGCACAAUUACCCAUCUCUUACAUCCAUACUUCUAUACACUGUUAUUCAUAUCACACUAGUUUGUUCAGGCCUCCUUACUACAGUAUAUUAUACUGACAUUCCACCUGCAAACAUAACAUUCAGACUACUGCAGAAAUCUCCAUCCUGCAUCCCUUAAUGUAUAGAUCACCCAAAAAUGAAAAUUCUGUCAUUUGUACUCACCCUCAUGUUGUUACAAAGUGCUCUUUUCCAAAGACUUCCAGUAAGCUCCAGAAUGGACAUAAAACACCAAAAAGCAACAAAGUAUUUAAUAUUACUCAUGCACUAUAUUUAAAGUCUUCUGAAUUCAUACGAUAGCUUUGUUUGUGGAACGGACCAAAAUGUGUCUGGUCUAGCACGUUUGGUUUUAUGCAAUGCCAUUUGGGUGUCAUUGAUUUUGGUUUUGUCCUUUUUGGAGCUUGACAUCUGUGGUCACUAUGUAAUAACAACAGUAUUUCAACUGUCUAGAACAACACAAGGGUGAGUAAAUAAUGGCAGAAUUUACAUUUUGGGGUAAACCGUUUCGUUUUAAACUUUGUGCAAGGCACUGGCUUUCAUUGUUUGUCUCCUGUACACUACUUUUUACACACUACGUUCCUAUUCUGCACACUUCCUCACCUCUUUGUUAGUUCAUUACUUUGUACUUCCACAGUUACCUCUUUACAAUCAAUCUCACAUUUGGAGGCUUCUGACCACCGCUCUUGCUAUUUACAGCAUUGUACUGUGAAGUUCUUAAACCUUACAGGGUAGACGACCAAACAGCUUUAUGUUUUCUUCAUCAUUACCAUCAUCAGGGACAGAUCUAACAGCCUUUAGUUGAGUUGAGCUUCUCUAGCUUUGUAGACCGUGUUAUUGAUCUUGUAGGACAUUUUUCUCAUGCUGAAGACUUUUUAUUGUCUGGUCUAUUCAUCUGCUAGGUCUAUUCUGUCUGUCUUAGACUUGUUUGUCUAAACUGACAUGAUAUAAAUGAAGAUGAAAAUGAAGGUCAUUGAUAUUCAUACCACAUAUCAAUCUGAGAGUAAAAAACAUUCAUCUAAGAUCACCCAAAAAUGAAAUCUCAGUCAUUAUUUACUCAUCUCUGUGAUGUUAUAUAACCCUAUAUGACUUUCUUUCUUUUUUGUAACACAAAGUGAGAAAUUGUGAAAAAAUUGUGUGCUCAGUGAUGUCAUAGAUUUGCAGUUUAUGGUGACCACAUCUUCAAGCUUCAAAAGAUGAGUACAAAAGUAUAAUUCAGAUUUCUAAUAAAUUAUUUCAUGAGACUCAUGAUUGUUACAAAAACAUACAAUAAGGUUUAGUGAGAAUGAAACCGAAAUCGAAUGUAUUAUUUAGCAAAAAUGUUCACUGACCUUUGAUCCCUGUGCACAUUCAUUAUAGGGGCGUUCAAGCGAAAACUUGUUUUGUUUAUCUAAAGCCAGUUUCUUCACAGCGAUAGUGACAACAGAACGCAACACAGCUGCACACAGAGAAUAGAACUUACUAAACAUGUCUGAACAGUUUGUAGUUGAAGAAUUGAUGCAUUUCUAUAUACCCAGCUUUAUUUUAUAAUUGUUUUCAGAUUUUGAAUUCCAGUUCACAGCGGAUAACCACAUGAUGCUGAAAAUAGAAAAUGAGCGAUCGAUAGAAUGUACCGUCCCUCUUCACUGCUGGUUAGGACAAAACUCUGAUCACCAUAGAAAAGUUACCUUUUUGUCAUGUAUCAUUUGCCAGCAAGUUAGUACACUGUGUGAUUGUGGCUGCCUGUAACCUCCUCUAUGUUUCUGUUUGAUUUCCGAGUACUCCAUAGAAAAAAAAUAAGGCUGGGCAUAGAAAUGCAUAAAUUCUUCGACUUCAAACUCUUCAGAUAUGUUUAGUAAGUUCUGUUCUUUGUGUGCAGCGGUGUUGUGUUCUGUUGUCACUAUCGCUGUGGCACACCUGUUUUUAGAUGAACAAAACAAGUUUUUGCCCCAAUGUCACGAGUGGGCUGUGCUCUCGUGCCCUAUCAUGAACGUGCGCAAGAGAUUAACGGUCCGUGAAAAUUUUCACUAAAUAAUACAUUUGUUUUCAGAUUGUUUCUCAUCAAAACUUAUUGUAUGCUUUUAUAACAAUCAUGAGUCUUUUUGAAUAAUUUAUUACACUUCUGAAUUAUACUUUUGUGUUCUUUUGAAGCUUGAAGUGGUGGUCACCAUAAACUGCCAUUUUUGACAUCACUGAACACAAAAUUUUUCACAAUUUCUCCCUUUGUGUAAUGAAAAAGAAAGUAAUAUAGGAUUAUAAAAACACAGGGAUGAGUAAACGAGGACUACAUUUUCAUUUUUGGGUGAACUAUUACUUUAAGCAUAUCUGUUUACUUACGAGUUACGCAUUCAGUUCACUUUUAAAGUGUUCUGGGACAUAUCAUUAUUUUUUGUUUAACAGAAUAGGCCUAUAAUAAUAUUAGUUUUGUAGUUGGAUGGUGUAUCUGUAUGUGACCAAAAUGUUCUCUAGGAUGAAAAGCAAUGCUGGUAAAAUGUAUCCAUCAAGAUAUCUGUAGAAACUCACCUCAUUAAAUAAUGUCCCCCAUUUUUAAGAUGUUAAAAAAAUAGCCUUAACUCCCCACUGUCCUGUUUCUGAAUGUUCUUGCUAGUUUUUGAACUAAAAGUAGGCUUAUAAUUUGUCAACCACUUUGGCCACAAAACUGUUCUGGGGGAAUCUCACAGAAACAUGUCCUGGUCACAUUUGAGGUCAACCAUAUUAAAGUAAAAAACAAAAACACAGCCUACUUGGAACUGAUCAUUUUUUAUAUAUAUAUAUAUAUAUAUACUGUAUUGCAGUAAAAAAAAAUACAGUGAUAGUUUUUAUUUAACAAAAGAAUUAGCGUUCAUUGGGUUGAUUUAUUACUUGGACAUGUUCUUGGUUUCAUGAGAUUCAUCUUCUUAUCUGUAUCUAUUACAAACAUCAACAUUUGAUGCAUUUCAGAAUAUGUGUUUUCCAGGUCCGAUAAAGCCAUGUUUGCUGCUGUUUAUUCCAUGAACGAGACAUGAUAAAGAUGUUUAUUCAUUAUUUCUGAUCUACAAUAUGUGCCAGAGAUAGCAAUGACCUGUUGUUCUGUUUGUGUGAAACUCUAGUGUACUCCCUCUCACUCAGUGCUGUUUGAAGGAGUUCCAUGGCAGCUUUUUCCAAUGUACUUUAUAUUUAGCUUUUUUUUUUUGUUUGUAAAUACAUGUUGUUUUGUUUGUUUACAACACAAAUCGAUAUAAUUUAAUUUAUUCUAUUUUUUUUUGUAAAGAAAUAAGGAUCAGGGUUGCAUGUUGUACUGAAUCGAAGCAUCUUUUGUAAACGGUGAAUCUAAUAUCAAGAUUUUGAACACGUAAGUUGACUACUAGCGUUCCGUAUUUCUAAUUAACACAUGACCUUCUAGUUAAUAAAUUGUCAUUGCAGUUAUUAUACAGUCUAUAUGGUGAGCAUUGAGUAACAAUUAAAAUGUGUACUAUUCAAAACAAAAACAAUUUUUUUUUAAAUGCAGAUAAUUAUACGGAACACUAAUAGUGGUCUAUUUAAAUAUACUAAUAAGUGAAAACGUUAUAAAGGACAAAUGUUAACAGUGCAUUUUGCUUGACUUUUGUGAAGUGUUAUAGAAAUGGAUGUCUUUAUGACAUUUAGUACUUUGGAGUCCGUGUUUAUGGCACUUUAAUAGAGUUUAGCACAGUUCAAAAGCUCUCCAUGCAUAUGACCGUUUGAUUUCCUCUCCAGUGCCCUAUAUCAGUAUGUAAUUAAUUAUGCAGUUCUCAACUUUGUUCAUUCAAAGCAUCCAUAUCGAAUAAUUUGAAGUUAAUAUGCUUCACAUUGUAUUGUAUGCUAACCUACAUGCUAUAUAUGAGCCUAAAGACAGAUCUUAAGGAGCUCCAAGUGUUAAAUAGCAUCAACUGCUGACUGCAACAGUACAUUCUUAGAUAUGAUAUAAGCUAUGUGUUUCAACUAAUAGUUUGGGCAUGACAUGGUCUAAUGAAGACAGUAGAAUGACUCUAAAUGACUUAUAAAUGACUAAAUAUGGACUUUCUUUCUUGAUGAGAUGUGCAAAGGUGCCAAAAGUCAAUAGAAAUACAGUAGGACAAAUGAACGCAUUUCUUUCUCUUGACUAUUCUUUCUCCCUGUUUCUGAUUGGACAUAGAAAGGUUUGAUUUUUGGAAAAUGCUUCAUGUAGCAAAACAAAGACUCAGUUAUGGUACACUGGUGCCAAUCAGCUCUAAUAAACAAAAAGAUUUUUUAAAAAAAUACAUGUUUGUUGUUUAUCUAGGGAUCAGAACAUCAUUGAGACUUGUAAAUGGGCUCUUUUGGCUUGGGUCAGUAAGAAUCCACCCAUCUCAACCUAGUAACUGCAUAGAAAACCUUAAACUAAAUUUUAGAACACCUGAAAGUGUGUGGACUGCCACCCAAGAGACAUUAAAACCAGCAUGGUGUACCAUAAAUGCAAAACAAUCCAUCUGAAAGGUGCAUGCCAUCAUAACUACACACUACCAGUGAUGCACGAAUGCAUAAAGACAUAGCAUCAUUCUUUACUGUUCUUACUGUUUUUCUUUAUUGUUUACUGUUAGUUAUUUUUUUAUGCAUUUAUUGUUGUUCAUUAUUGCUUUGCACCUCACUGACUUGAAAAUGUUUGCAAAAUAAAUUUUUACUA
Molecule: messenger RNA, 6189 nt
Organism: Xyrauchen texanus (razorback sucker)
Lineage: Eukaryota; Metazoa; Chordata; Actinopteri; Cypriniformes; Catostomidae
Product: cytohesin-2-like
Exons: 12
Coding region: 97-1347 (416 amino acids)
Biological process (GO): regulation of ARF protein signal transduction
Molecular function (GO): guanyl-nucleotide exchange factor activity
Source: RefSeq, a predicted model, not a curated record